CCUACAUACAUACAGACAUACAUAUUGUCUUUUCUUUCUCUCUCUCCGAGUCAGCAUACUGCCCGUAUAAUCAAACCGAUAAACCACCACCACCAUCUAUCACCGUAAAAUAAGCGAGCCCUACUCCGAUCGAACCAUCUACGAGAAAAAGAUCAACCAACAGCUAGUCAUAGCAGCUCGUCAAUUCCGGAUACCUCGGGCACGAUGGGUCUCGCAUAUAACACGUAUCUCAACUGUAGUAGGAUCUAUGGGUGCAAGAACUGCAAAGCCCACCUCGCAAACCAUGAUGAGAUUAUCAGUCGAAAUUUCCGCGGCCAACAUGGUAAGGCCUACCUAUUCAACACGGUCGUGAACAUCGACGCCGGCGAACCCUCGGAGCGGAGCAUGACGACGGGGCGCCACAUCGUGCGCGACAUCACCUGCAAGCAGUGCAAGGAGACCGUGGGGUGGAAGUACGACCGCGCCUACGAGUCCUCGGAGAAGUACAAGGAGGGGAAGUUCAUCCUCGAGGCCGAGCUGCUGUGCAGCGUCAGCUAGAUGUAGAUGGAUCCAUAGCUAAGAUUUCGGCUCGGCUCCCGCUACCUAUACUACCCCAACAUACAUCCAUAUCUGUCUCACGAUCGGCCGAACGGAAAU
Molecule: messenger RNA, 636 nt
Organism: Hypoxylon fragiforme
Lineage: Eukaryota; Fungi; Ascomycota; Sordariomycetes; Xylariales; Hypoxylaceae
Product: yippee
Exons: 3
Coding region: 205-537 (110 amino acids)
Cellular component (GO): ubiquitin ligase complex
Source: RefSeq, a predicted model, not a curated record